AUAUGUAUAGUGUUGACAAAUCUCUCAAAAAAAAGGCGCCGAUUCAAAUAUGAAACAAUUAAAACAGAUAAAUUUCAUGUGAAGUGAACUGAAUUUUUUAGGGCUAAAUCAAAUGUAACACUGAGCAAAAUACAAAAAUUGGUGGCAAGGCGGGUAUAACAAUUCCAUUGCUUGCUAGUGCUGAAUAGUGUUUAUGGUAAAGUGUGUUGGUAAAUUACUCAAAUCAAUGGCGCCAACUUAGGCAUGCAAAAAAAAACUUUUACCAGUUAUAUGUGUGUCUGCUUUAUGACUUAAUAGUCGUGAUAAUGACUAAAGUUAAACACAGACCCUAUCUCAAAUCGGGCACUCGAGCAGAUAAUCAAAGUGAAAUGAAUUCUUGUUGGACGUAUAAAUGGCACAGGUGUAGCCAAUUCAUGUUUCAGUCGCUCAGCAACGACGCGAGAUUCAAGUGAAGUAUUAAUGGCAAAUAUGAGUUCUGAACCAACGGCGGAUAAAUCCACAAAACCCAACAAGUUUGGUGCUCGUCACUGGCAGGCGAUACUCUUAUUUUUGGGUAUGAUGAUCAAUUACUUCCAGCGGGUGAACAUCUCGGCAUCAAUUGUGCCAAUGACACAAUCAACAGCUGAUGCUCCUUAUUACAAUUGGGAAACGUCCCAAAAGUCCUUAAUACUGAGCAGCUUUUUUUGGGGCUACGUGGUCUCCCAGGUUCCAUCAGGUCUGUUGGCCAAACGCUUUGGCGCCAAAUAUGUUAUUAACUUUAGCACGGCUAUUGGCGGCAUCUUGUGCUUCUUUCAUCCACUUGCGGCCGAAGGUGGCUGGAUUAACGUUUGUGUGAUGCGCGUGCUAACUGGUCUUGUUCAGGGCAGCAUCUAUCCAUGUAUGCACACACUGCUGUCCAAGUGGGUGCCCCGCACGGAGCGUGGUUUUCUCAGCACGGCCAUCUAUUCGGGCGCCCAAUUUGGCACAGCUGUCAUUUUGGUUAGCAGUGGCGCCAUAUUCGAGUCCUCAAUGGGCUGGCCGGGUUUGUUCUAUUUAUCGGGCGGACUGAGCUUGGCUUGGGUACUGCUCUUCGCCUGGAAGGGUGCCAAUGACCCGGCCACAUCGAAGAGCAUUUGCAAAACCGAGCGAGAAUACAUUCAAAGUCUUACGGGCAGCAAUAAUAACGGACAGUCCCUCGCUGUACCGUGGAAAUCAAUCUUCACUUCGCCGGCUUUCUAUGGCCUGCUGGCUGCUCAUUGUGGAUUCACCUGGGGCUUUUAUACGAUGCUAACAGAGAUGCCCACCUAUAUGAGCAGCGUGCUCAAAUUGAACGUUAAGUCGAAUGCGUUGCUUUCCUCACUGCCCUACUUUGUCAUGGGCUUACUCUGUUUUGUCGUUAGCCCAAUUUCGGAUUUGCUUAUAAAUCGAGGCACAUUGACAGUCACCACAGCUCGUAAGGUGUUCAACUCAAUUGGUCAAUGGGUACCCAUGGGUUGCCUGAUUGGACUUGGCUAUAUGACGGCUAAUGAGAAGACGGAGGCCAUUGUAUUGCUAGUCUUUGCUGUAGGCAUCAAUGCCGCCUGCUUCUGUGGAUAUCUCGUGAAUCAUAUGGAUUUGUCGCCAAAUUUUGCUGGUCCUAUGAUGGGUGUUACGAAUGGAUUGGCGGGAAUCACAUCAAUCAUAGCACCUUUGGUAGUGGGUGCCAUAGUAUCGGAUGAGGAAGAUCCAACUCAAUGGCGUGUGGUAUUCUUCAUCACCGGCGGCGUCUAUCUGCUGUGUAAUGCCCUAUUCGUAAUCUUUGGCAAGGCUACGAUUCAGCCAUGGAACGAACCACCAAAUAUGUCCAGCACAAUGACAUUGCGAAAAAAUUUACAACUCGAUUCGAGAACCCUGGCUCCAACAGGUGGCAAAGAAGAUCGAUUUUAAGUUUUAUUGAUCGAGUUCUAUUAAAUUUAAAAAUUUGUAUAUAUGUUAUUAUUUUAGUUUGUGUAAGUCUAGCAUAGUCUAAAUUAAUUUUGUAAUUAAUCAUUUUGAUACAAUAAACUAUAGACAUGUUCCGUAGCCUAAAUAAAGUUUACCUCAUCUAAGUCUUAUGAUAAGACAUAUAUAAAGACCAUCAAAAGAAA
Drosophila hydei is the source of this 2105-nucleotide messenger RNA. It is a transcript of the gene MFS12, whose product is annotated as putative inorganic phosphate cotransporter. The transcript has 6 exons. Gene Ontology annotation, biological process: monoatomic anion transport; transmembrane transport. The record is from RefSeq and is a predicted model, not a curated record. Bases 460 to 1905 code for a protein of 481 amino acids. Gene Ontology annotation, cellular component: plasma membrane. Gene Ontology annotation, molecular function: transmembrane transporter activity. NCBI's taxonomy places the organism in Eukaryota, Metazoa, Arthropoda, Insecta, Diptera, Drosophilidae.